AUGUCAUCAUUAUCAUUAGAAUUCACAACAUUAACAACCGAUUUAAAAUAUCUUAUAGAAAAUUUUUCAAAUUACGUUCAAAUAAACGAUAAAUUUUAUUUAACAAUAGCGUCAAUUUCAUUCAAUCCAAUUUUCUGGAAUAUAGUAGCACGAGCAGAAUAUAAUACUCAUUUUAUAACAAAAUUAGUAGGAUCACCUAAAUAUGGUUGUUAUUUAUUAGCUAUUACUAUAUUCAGUUUAGGUAUUUUACGUGAUUCAAUUUAUCAUGAUUUAUUAAUUUCACAACCUACUUUCCAACCAUUAAUUGAUUCAUCAAUUAUAAAAGCAUUAGCUAUAUUGUUAUUUGGAUUUGGUAAUAUUUUAGUAAUUUCAUCAAUGUGGGCACUUGGAGUAACUGGAACUUAUUUAGGUGAUUAUUUUGGUAUAUUAAUGAAUGAAAGAGUUACUGGUUUCCCUUUUAAUAUUAAUGAUAAUCCAAUGUAUAAUGGAUCUACUUUAUGUUUUUUGGGUACUGCUUUAUGGUAUGGAAAACCAAUUGGAUUAGUUAUUAGUGGUUUUGUUUUUGUUAUGUAUAAAAUUGCUUUAUUGUUUGAAGAACCUUUUACUGCUAAGAUUUAUGCUAAUCGUGAUGCUGAAAAGAAAAAUAUAUAA
Molecule: messenger RNA, 651 nt
Organism: Lodderomyces jiufengensis
Lineage: Eukaryota; Fungi; Ascomycota; Pichiomycetes; Serinales; Debaryomycetaceae
Gene: OPI3
Product: bifunctional phosphatidyl-N-methylethanolamine N-methyltransferase/phosphatidyl-N-dimethylethanolamine N-methyltransferase
Exons: 1
Coding region: 1-651 (216 amino acids)
Biological process (GO): phosphatidylcholine biosynthetic process
Molecular function (GO): S-adenosylmethionine-dependent methyltransferase activity
Source: RefSeq, a predicted model, not a curated record